Pseudophryne corroboree (corroboree frog) is the source of this 12170-nucleotide messenger RNA. It is a transcript of the gene IKZF2, whose product is annotated as IKAROS family zinc finger 2. The record is from RefSeq and is a predicted model, not a curated record. NCBI's taxonomy places the organism in Eukaryota, Metazoa, Chordata, Amphibia, Anura, Myobatrachidae. Gene Ontology annotation, molecular function: RNA polymerase II cis-regulatory region sequence-specific DNA binding; DNA-binding transcription activator activity, RNA polymerase II-specific. The transcript is spliced from 9 exons. Gene Ontology annotation, cellular component: nucleus. Gene Ontology annotation, biological process: regulation of transcription by RNA polymerase II. The coding region runs from base 606 to 2375 and encodes 589 amino acids.
UAUGGAGAUGGAUAAGUUAUGUAUGCAGACACAGCGAUGCUGACAGGUGCCCUCUCGCCAGCACUGGGCGGCGGGAAUACAGCGCGGCAUGCACACCUUGCAGCGGGCAACUUUAUCUUCCUUGUAAACUAGCAGUGGGCAUAGGGGAGAGGCCAGCGCCGAGCACAGUGCCAGGCGGGGAGCGAGUGGGAGCGGGGCUGCAGAUCCCGGGGAUACUGUGUCCUGGAUCCACCCCUGGCUGCUGCUGCUGCUGAGAUCACUGGAGACAUUCAAAGCAGCAGCGGAUCAAGUGCAUUGUCCUGUAAUCGAUUGCCGAGCGCCAGCCUGUGUGCACUGGCCGUGUGUCUGGGGAAGGCUGGUUGGCGGCUGCUGGAUCCGUUUCUCUGGGUUUGACCAGCUGUCCCGGGCUAACCCCUGCCGCCUGGCUGGCUCUGCUGCUGCUGCUGCUGAAGAUGGAGGAAGUCAGAGCUGGAGGAUUAUUACCUUGCUAGCACCAGCAGCGGCAGCGCUGCCCCGGCGCCCACACUCAGCCCCGCCGCGCAUAGGGAUGGCAGUGUGGCCCCGCAUGCACUGCUGAGUAUCUGCUUAAUUAGCAAAGCCAUGCUAUGCAGUUCAUGGAGACGAACGACAGCAAAGCUUUUGAGAGGGAGUGUCAGUUUCCCAAAAACUUAAAGCAGACAGACUCCUCUGGAGUUCUACAUCCUAGGAAGCGAAAGGCAUGGAUCACGGCAGGCUACCCAGUUAUAUGCCCAGUACAGCAGAAGCAACAGAAAAAUCACGGCUUUUUUACUAUGGAAACAGAGAGACCUGAUGGAUAUGUGACUAGUGAUAAUGAGCUUGUGCCCGAGAGGGAGCAUUCAAACAUGGCUAUAGACCUGACCUCCUGUGCACCGAAUGGACAGCAUUCCUCUCCCAGCCACAUGGCAAGCACAAACUCUGUGAAGCUGGAGAGGCACAGUGAUGAGGAAGGAGAGCGGAAGUCCCUUCGCCGAGACACAACGCCGCUCCAGUCACAGGAUGAGGAGAGCGGCCUAGAGGAGCCAUUAGCUGAAACCAACGGGAUCUCUGACAGCCGCAUGAGCCAGGAGUUGUCUCUGGACGGCAGCAUCCGGCUUCCGAAUGGUAAACUGAAAUGUGACGUCUGUGGCAUGGUUUGCAUUGGCCCCAAUGUGCUAAUGGUCCAUAAGAGGAGUCAUACGGGGGAACGCCCUUUCCAUUGCAACCAGUGUGGCGCAUCCUUCACUCAAAAGGGGAACCUCCUGCGCCACAUUAAGCUUCACUCCGGGGAGAAGCCCUUUAAGUGUCCAUUCUGCAGCUACGCCUGCCGGCGGAGAGAUGCGCUUACAGGGCACCUCAGGACGCACUCAGUAGGCAAACCCCACAAGUGCAACUACUGCGGCCGCAGCUACAAGCAGCGCAGCUCCCUAGAGGAACAUAAAGAGCGAUGUCACAACUACCUGCAAAACGUGGGGAUGGAAAGUGGCCAGGGAGCAGAGCGCCACGGUGCAUCUCCUAUGGAUGAGUGUAAGAAUCCCGAAAUCCUGAUGGGGAACAACAUGUCUCUGAUGCCCUUUGAGAGACCGGCUGUCAUAGAGCGAUUUGCCAGCAACAUGGGCAAGCGUAAGAGCUCCACCCCACAGAAGUUUGUGGGUGAAAAGCUAAUGAGGUUUGGUUAUCCAGACUUCCAAUUUGACAUGAACAUGGCCUACGAGAAGGAAGCAGAAUUAAUGCAGUCACAAAUGAUGGACCAGGCCAUCAACAACGCCAUCACUUAUUUGGGAGCAGACGCAUUGCGGCCCCUAAUACAUCACCCUAGCGGCACCAUCUCUGAGGUGGCCCCUGUUAUAAGCUCAGUUUACUCUCAGGUCUACCAUCCAAGCAGAGUGGAGAGGCCUAUCAGCAGGGAGACAUCGGACAGCAAUGACAAUAACAUGGAUGGCCCAAUAUCCCUCAUCAGACCAAAGAGUCACCUUCAAGAGAGAGAGGCAUCCCCGAGCAACAGUUGCCUGGACAGCACUGAUUCCGAAAGCAGCCACGAGGACCGCCAGUCAUACCAAGGGAACCACGCCUUAAACUCCAAGAGGAAGCAGAGUCCUGUCUAUCCCAAGGAAGACGGCAAAGCUCUGAAUGCCACGAAGGCUAGUUUGGGAUCUUCCAAAGAUGUCUAUCGAGUCUUCAACAGUGAAGGGGAGCAGAUCAAAGCCUUCAAAUGUGAGCACUGUCGUGUGCUAUUCCUUGACCAUGUCAUGUAUACCAUCCACAUGGGCUGCCAUGGUUAUCGGGACCCUCUAGAAUGUAACAUUUGUGGCCACAGGAGUCAGGACCGCUAUGAAUUCUCCUCACACAUAGUCCGGGGAGAGCACCCCUUCCAAUAGCUGCAGAUCUGGAGAGGUGCUUCUAUGAAGUAGAACUGUACAUGAAGAAUACUGCACUUACUCACCCACCUUCCUUCAGACUUUAGGUAGCCUAAAACAAUUUAAGCUAGAUGCGUUUUUAAAGUUUACCUAAUAUCCUUUCUCCAGAAUAACCCCCCAAGAAAAAAACUUUUCACUCCACUCUCGUGAAGCAGUCUACGGAGCGCCUACCAUACGUUUUUUGGUAUUGCCUAUUGAACUGUUUGCUUUGCUGGAGUUUGUUGUGAGUUCUGAAAUAGCUGUGCUAUUCCAUACACUGAACUUCUAGUUGAGGUCAGGCUUCAUAAAACAUUUCUUUUAGUUUUGAUUUAGCUCAAAUUCUUUUCAGCGCUGGUUGGCGAUUCAGCAGUGGGGGGGACCCUGCCCCUCUAGCCACAGACUACCAGGCUACAACCUUAGUGGUCACCAGCAGGCGACGUUACCUAUGUCUCUAGUUCUCCCCUUUAUGCAGCAGUUCUGUUGUCUCUGAAUUACAGUGUGUUACAUUUGAAGCAUCUGGGAUUGAAUUUGGGUGAGUGAUAAUGGCAGUUGGAAGACCAACGCAACUGUUACACACAGCCUACCUAUAUGCUGCUAGCUGUCCAUUGCAGCAGAGAAGACUCCUCAUCCGAAUUUAAUGCUUUCGAUUAUUUGUACACAUACUCCCCCCUGCGUUUUAUAUCCGUCUAUUUUAAGGUUGUUAAGAUAUUUGGGAUUUCUUAACCAUGCAUUCUUGUUGUGUAAAAGUUGUGGAAACUGCAUACAUACGAUGGUUUUUUAAAGCCAAUCUCUCUGCCAGUGAGCGAAAGGGCGAUCAUUUGCCCUUCCCCGAGACCCCCUGCUAAUUAGGCAUCCUAAAAUUACGUCAGCACCAGGCUGUUGAGGCUGUUCGUCACAGACGUACAAUCCUAUCUAGGAUUCUGUUACAGUCUUCAGGUUUUCUUAUGAAUAAUUUGAAUUUGUAACUAUAUAUAUAUAUAUAUAUAUAUAUAUAUAUAUAUGGAAAAUCCCUAAUCUAAUUUGUCUUGGGAACACCACCGAUGGGUAGAUUUACUAAGCAGAGCAUUUGAAAGCUGUCACAGCGGUUUCGGACACUGGAUAUAAAGGGGCAAUAAUAUUGAAUAAGAAAUACGUCUGAUUUUGCAGUUAAUAUUUUCAGCCCUUUAAAUUCAGCAGUUGAAACAGCCAAAGUCACUGGAGAUCUAAAAAAAAAAUGCAGAAUGUAGUUGAUAAGCAGUAUUCCGGGGUCGAUAUAUGAAAUGCACCAGUGCUUUGCUCUUUGCAGUAGAUAACUAAAAUGUUUUUAUUUUUUUAGCAGUGCAACUGGUGUAUGCUGCAUCUCCGCAAUAAUGUGGUGAGCAUGAAACUGUGGGCCUAAUUCAGACCAGAUCGCUCCUCUGCAAAUUUGCAGAGGUCUGCGAUCAGAUAGUCGCCGCCCAGAGAGAGUGAAAACUAGCCCCUUGCAAGUAUGUGAAUGCAUGCGUACGCCGUGUGAAAACUUUGCCAGACAGCGGACAUCUGCAAAUCCGUUCGCAACUCACUCACCAUCGAAUAAUUUUUCCAGUCUGUGCAUAGCCCAGGACCUACUCCUACAGUGCGAUACACACAGGCUGAUCGGGGCCAGAGCUGACGUCACACACCGUCUCAGAAAAUGCUUGGGAACGCCUGCGUUUUUCCUGGCACUCCCAGAAAACGGCCAGUUACCACCCCCAAACAUUCGCUUCCUGUCAAUUAACUUGUGUAUGCCUAGCGAUCUAAAUUUUCACACCAUUCUGGUGCUGUUUGGGCUUGCGCCUGCGCAUUGCGAUGCAUACGCAUGUGCAGUCAUUCGAUAAUCGAUCGCUGAGCGAUGUCGCACAAAAGCGAUCAGGUCUGAAUUAGGCCCUAUGUUCCAGAUUGUAGUUCGACAGACACAUGUCACAAAAACAGCUAAGAAAAUACAUAGGGGGAGAUUUAUCAAAUCUUGGAGAUAAAGUGGAAAAGUUACACAUACCAACCAAUCCACUACUGACAUUUUACUGGCAGUUCAAGAUUAAUGACAGUUAGAAGCUGAUUGAGCAACUUCACUUUUAUCUCUCUCCAAGAUUUGAUAAAGGUUGGCUUUCCACAUGUACUAUAAAUACAAGGCAGUCCCAUGUCUUUUGCUGUCUAUACAACCAGCAUGUGUCAUUGUGUCUCCAGUGUGUGAAUUGUCACAAAAAAAUUUACAUUAUUUGUGGUGUAUUGGGAGGAAGCCUUAAAUUGCUGGACUUAGGACUGUGUAACCUGUAAUUAUUAUUUUAUCCUUUAUUUAUAUGGAGCCACAAGGGGGUUGUUGCACCUUUCUAAAAAGUAUACAAGCUCUUGUAAUGAGAGAAAAUAUUCUCUGGUCUUCUUGAUGAAGCAAUUUAGAGCUGUAGUCCUGUUAAACACAAGGGAUCAAUUGUAACAUACAUAUCUACAUUAUUUUGGCAUAUCCACCACUAAUUUACAUUGGAAAAGCAAAUAUGGUAUUGGACAAAACCUGUAACUUUACCAUAUUUUACUAUAAAACUAUUUUUAUGUAGUGCUUCUGAUGAAGAUAGGAAAUUUCCAGAUUGUGCGCUUAUAAGUGCUGGCAAGUGCUAAGAAAACGGAAAUUCAAACAAUCCCAAGUGGUCUAAGUAACUUUAAGUUGUAGCUCAUUUGGUUUGUAUGUGGGUUGAGCUGUUUGUGAUAGACUGUAUUGUUUUUCCCGUUGUUGGAUCUUAUUAAGAGGCAGCUCAGUUGGUCAUACGGGAUUGUCCCUGACUCCAGAAUUGGGUUAGGUGUUUCUAAAUGGUAGGGUACAGGAUGCCGGCGUACAGAACACUGACAGCUGCAUCCGGACAGUCAGAAUCCUGACACAUUUUAGUAAGUCUGCUAACCCUUCUCCUUACCCAAACUCUCCCUACCGCAGCCUAACCCUAUCCCUCCCCCUGGUGCCUAACCCAAACCCUCCCCCACCACACACACACACACACACACACACACACACACACACACAGCCUAACCCUAAACGUACAUGCAGCCUAACCCUAACCUCCCCCUCCCGCAGCCUGACCCUACCCCUCCCCUUGUGACUAACCCUAAUUCCCCCCCCCCCCCCCCCCCGCAGCCUAACCCUCCCCCCCCCCCGGUGCCUAACCCUAACCUCCCCACCACACACGCACAGCCUAACCCUAAACGUGCCUGCAGCCUAACCCUCCCCUUCCGCAGCCUGACCCUAACCCUCCUCCUAGUGCCUAACCCAAACCCUCCCCCACCCACACACACACACACACACACAGCCUAACCCUAAACGUACAUGCAGCCUAACCCUAACCUCCCCCUCCCGCAGCCUGACCCUACCCCUCCCCUUGUGCCUAACCCUAAUUACCCCCACCCCGCAGCCUAACCCUCCCCCAGGUGCCUAACCCUAACCUCCCCACCACACACACACGCACAGCCUAACCCUAAACGUGCUGCAGCCUAACCCUCCCCUUCCGCAGCCUGACCAUAACCCUCCCCCUAGUGCCUAACCCAAACCCUCCCCCACACACACAGCCUAACCCUAAACGUGCCUGCAGCCUAACCCUCCCCUUCCGCAGCCUGACCCUAACCCUCCCCCUAGUGCCUAACCCAAACCCUCCCCCACACACACACACACACACAGCCUAACCCUAAACGUACAUGCAGCCUAACCCUAACCUUCCCCUCCCGCAGCAUGACCCUCCCCCUCCCCUAGUGCAUAACCCUAAUUACUCCCACCCCGCAGCCUAACCCUCCCCCCGGUGCCUAACCCCCCCCCCAACACACACACACAGCCUAACCCUAAACGUGCCUGUAGCCUAACCCUCCCCUUUCGCAGCCUGACCUUAACCCUCCCCUAGUGCCUAACCCUAUUUACUCCCACCCCGCAGCCUAACCCUCCCCCCCAUUGCCUAACCCUAACCUCCCCCUUCCCCCACACACACACACAGCCUAACCCUAAAUGUACCUGCAGCCUAACCAUAACCCUCCCCUUUCGCAGCCUGACCCUAACCCUCCCCUAGUUCCUAACCUAAUUACUCCCACCCCGCAGCCUAACCCUAACUUUCCCCCUCAUACUUAUGUUCAGGAUGCUGACUGUUGGGAUUCUGGCAUCUGGAUUCUGAGUGCUGUCGGGAUUCCGGCAUCAGUCUUCUGACUGCCGGAAUCUUGGCCAUCGGGAUACCAAAUACAUCCCGCUGACAAAACAUUUCAAAAAUAUAAUUUCUAGGUCUAGAUUCUGAUCUUUUUGCAUGUCUAAUUCAAUUAACCAAGAGGUUCCGACACCGGCAUGAUGCAUUGUGUUUACGUGUGAUGUCUAGGUAAUGAUCUGUGCUUAUUAUUUGCGGUGUGACGAAAAUGAGCAACGUAUUUGUUACUGUAAUUGAUACUAAUGUACGCUACAUUACUACAGAUCUACACAGCUCAUUGAAGCGGCCCCAUUGUCUUGGUUUAUUGGUCCUGUAAAGGGAGGAAAAUAUGCACAUUUAGGGGUCUAUUCAUGAAGCGGUGAAAAGAGUGGAGAAGUGAGCCAGUGAAGAAGUUGCCCAUGGCAACCAAUCAACAUUGAAGUAACAUUUAUAAUUUGCAUACUGUACAAUUGUACGGAGCAGCUGAUUGGUUGCCAUGGGCAAUUUCUCCACAGGCUCACUUCUCCGCACUUUUCAUUGCUUCAUGAAUAGACUCCUAAGAGUGAAAGUGAAGAUACCCUGAUAUUGAGAUAUAUAUAUAUAUAUAUAUAUAUAUAUAUAUAUAUAUAUAUAUAUAUAUAUAUAUAUCAGAUCUUAGAAAGCUGUACUCAGCAUAAGCACCUAUAUUUCCAUACAGGGACUUCCUCCAUUGUUAGUCUAUCUUGCACUUACCUUUUUCUGUGAAAGAAAGAUGACCUAUUUCACCUCAUAAUCUUUGUUGAUUUUGGAAAGGGAACUGCCUGUGUUCUUGGGUUAAAUAAUAUUGCUCAUAGUAUGCUGUGGGGAAGAAAAUUGUUGUGUUGCCGUAUUGCUCCAUAUUUGCGGUUGUAGGUGGAACGUAGUGACCCUUUAAAUUCAGCUGCUGUCCUUAUGUUAGCUGGUACUUGAUGCAGGCUUGGCUUCCCUAUGUUUGUAUUGCCUGUAUCCAGCAUUUACACACAACGGGGGCAGCCGCUGGUUCCUAAUUAUCACACUGCUUUCAUGAAUGUAUGUUGAGCUGGCACAAUGGCUUCAUCCAAUGUAUGUAGGAUAUAGAUGCAUUUUAAAAAUUGAACCUUUUAAAAAAUGUAGAAGAUUAUAACUAAAAGUCAGUGAAAGAACUAGUUUAAUAAUUUAUCUGAACGUUCAGAUAUACCCACUGUAGCCGCAUGUCUCUGGGUCAGGGCAAGAUCAACAAUGGGAUGGAUGGAACUACAGCCACAGUCCCCCCAUAAAUAUAGUCCCAUCAUCAAGACAGCGUGAUGACCGGACGCCCAGCUGGACACACGGCUGCCAUAAAUUAUAAAUAUUAAAAUUGUAUUUCUAUUUUUCUCACAAAAUUAAGCAAUUUUCUACUUGUACACAUCUACGGAGAUAUUGGAGCUGAUAGUGUUAGGAUGGACCCGCCCACACGGCACUGGUCACACCCACAUGGCAGUCACCACACCCACACAGCACUGGUUGCACCCACACAACAGUGGCCACACCAAUAGAGCAAUGGAUACGCCCACCUGGCACUGGCCACACCCACACAGCACUGGUCAUAGUUCCUCUGCUAUCUCACAAUAGGCACUUGAUCAUUUUCAGCCCCAGGCACAUGUGUUCUUUAAUCCGACCCUGUCUCGUGUCUUUCCAGUAGUAGUUAUACUGGGGUAGUGAAGAACUCUCCCCACUUAAUUGACUUUCAGAAUUGGUAGUCAUGUGAUUCAGCUGUACCCAUCAUACACAGAAAGAGUCUUCUCACUGUUCAUUAGACCUUUGUUAGUGAGGCAGGCCCUGCAAACUAGAGGGGAUGGACCAUUAUUUGUCAGAGUUCGCUGUUUGGCCCAUUGUGUGAAAGGAAAAAAAGCUUCAUUCUAGUAGCCCACAUUGAGCCACUGUAUUGCAACACGAGACAUGUUGAUGAAACUCUUGGUGGACUCCAACGAGGAUAUUACUGUCUCUCCUAACCUUGGUACGCACUGGAGCCAUGUCGGCCAGAUAUGUUGUUUCCGGCUGAAUCGGAACGACAUAUCCAGCCGCAUUGUUCAGUGUGUACAGCCAAUCUGCCCGCUCCCGUGGUCGUAAACGAUAUCUUCUGGUUGGCUAUGCGGUGUCUCUAUUUAAUGUUGCGCCAUGCAGUGUAAUAAAGGACGGAACAAGGUAACGUUCUGUCCUUCGUUAAAUCGUUCCACAAAUAUGAUGUGGCGUCCGCCAUAUUGUCGGAGGACACAUUGCUGCAGUGUGUACCCAGCUUAACCGUCGUUGCCAGCGACCAGGAACUAGAAUAUUUCAAGCAAUGUUAUUUCCUAGCAUGCCGGUCUUAUUGAAGAGUCAUCUGAAUUUCUGGGAGCGAGUGAAGGUGCUCGGUGCUCGUCCUUACACUGUAAGAUGUUAUUAUGAAACUGAUCUACUGAUUUCUCUGUACUUUUGUCAUUUUAUGUUCCUGCAAGUUUUCACUGGAGCUUUCGGCCGUUGCGUUGGCUGCAAUGGGAGAGCAGAUGUAUGUUACAGAGGUAUUGCUGGGCAUAUGAAAACGGGUGUUUAGCAUGUUACAUAUCUGAUACUGUAUGUUUCCUAAAUGUGAAGGGUAUAAAUGCUUUUUCUCCUGUACGUCGCUCAAAGUUUCCCCAACCUUUCUAUAACUUGAGCAGUGAUAGCCCAUGGGGACAAACCUAUGGAUUUUCAUAAUGCACUGCGCCUGGAUGUGGGUCUCUAAACCCCAGACUUACCUCAAGUGACACUCCAGAGUGUCUGAAGAGGAUGCGUCACUUUGUCCCUUUCGCUAUGCACUUAACUGGUGUCUAACAUCGCUGCACAAUGUAUCAAAGCGUGGACUCUUAUGUAUCUUUUCUUAUACUGUGAUCAACAAUAGAACUCCAGGGUCAUCACUGCUGGGAUUGUCGUAGCCACGUUCUAGCCACAAUUUCAUGUAGCAACAUUUCCAAACCGGUAUAUUAUUACAGUAGGUGUGUGCCGCAACUAAAGUGUAUUGUUUUGUAUAUAUAUCUUUUUGGGGCUGCUUAAGCCAUCACCACCAGAUGACUUAUACAUUAAUUUAUGUUCUUUUACACGCCCCCCUACACAUUUUACUAAAUGCAUUGCUUUGUUUCUAUUUGGGGUUUCUAUUCUGUGCUUUUCAGUCAUGCAUUUAUAUAAUCGGGGGAAAAGUCGAUCUGGUGUUUUCACUUGAUUCCGUACAGCUGUGUCAUGUGCAGUAGCAACAGAAAUAGGAGGACUAGAAAAGGAGGCCAGGAAACAUAAGCAAUGUACAAUACUUAGUAAAAUGUUUUGCAGCUGUAACAUUGAAUAACCUUAAAAGAUAGUCUUAUCCAGUGACAAAGAAACAGCAGCUCCCAUUAUGUUAAUUAAUAAUGCAUUUAUAAAGAUAUUUCAUAUAAUAUGUAAAAUGACAUUGAAGUGACUCUUCAAUUUUCUUUCAGUUAAUUUCAACACGUAGCUUUUUAUUUAUACUGAUGUGUACAGCUACAGCCAAUAGAGAACUGUUAGUCCCAUUUUUACAACUUAUAUAUUAUAUGAAGGCCUUACCAGAUACGUUAUCAUAAGCAAAGGUUCAUGUAGGACAUUGGAAAAGCUCAGUGCAAUGACAUUUUGCGAAGCCCAUGCCUACUUUUGCACAGAUGCACCCUGUUUUUCGGGAAAGCUCAUAGUGCUACCUGGGGGUGCAAAGGUUUGCACCGUGUGACUGGAACAGAGGGGCAGUUCCAAAGCCUCGGAAGUUGGCACCUUGAAAUGCGCCAUCUGGAUGCACAUGCGCACUGUUCAUAGUUUGUAAAUGACCCUUAGUGAGGGGUAUUAAGUAACAUUGCCUAACGUACCCUGGUGCCCUGGAUAGAUAAAAGCUAAUUGUUAAUUGCCCGCUAUGGUUUAUUGCACAUUUGCACUUACUGUAAAUGCUAUGUUAGUAAAUAUUCUAACAUAAAUGACAAAGCCCAAUUGUUAUAUUUCACACAGCAUAUUAAACUACAGUACAAGUACAGUAUGUAGUAGUUCUCCAUUAAAUUAUAUAUCCCAUCACACUCACUGACAGAAAAGGGGCCAAAGGUGAUAUUUCAACAGGUCACUUGCCUUUUGGUUGGUUUUACCAUUGUCGUGAACUCUGAAAGCAACAGUGAUCUACAUACUCUUCUGUCAAACACGUUUGGUCAUUGCUUGUACAGUCUGUUUACAUAUUUUUGUAAUGAAAUGUAGUUUUGUAUUUAAAACGAAGAAAAGGCAUGGGCAACUGGAAGCAAAAUGUGUAGAUGAUCCGCGUAGUCCGAAUUCUUAUGGUACAUAAUCUUUGUAAUGCAUUAACUAGAUAAUCUGGUAACGAUCUCAUUGUAUAAACUGUAUAAUUGCCUUUUUGUUCUCCUCAAUUUAAAAAUUCUGGUUGUAUAUUUUGUUUUUGUGUUGUUCUAAAAUGCAUAUCUUUGUACAAAAAAACCUGGAAGCUUUUAAUUCAUAUAUUUAGGAAAACAAUUUAAAAUUGUAAAGUUGUAAAUGUUCUUAUACAGUUGUUUUCCCGUGGGAAGAACUGUGCUUUAAAUAUAAAUACAUAUAUAUAAAUUUAUGGUCACAUUCCAGCAGUUGAUGGGGAAUCUCUCAAAUUCUGUUUUAUUCCAAUACGUUUUUGUUUUUAUUCAUUUUAUGUGGAAACUGAAUAUUUACCUCUUAACAUGGGAACAAAAUAUAAAAUCACUUUUAAAGAAAUGAUUUAUGGUAUUAGACAAUUUUAGGAUUAUUUUCAAAUCUGUACUUAAACACAGGGCCGCCGAGAGUGGGUACGAAUUACCCAGGCCAGUGCUUAGCCCAGCAGAGACCUGGCUUGGGACAGCUGCUAAGGAUUUUGCCGCUGGCGUCCCUUGUGGAACACUGUAUUUUUUUAAGCAGGCCUCCCUGGAUUUGGCCACGCCCCCCCUCAGUACCCAUGCCCAUAGCUACUCUCGGCUGCCCUGCUUCUAAAACCAUUUAAUUUAUUGAUCAUGUCUAAUAACUUCUGGCUCUGAAUACUGUGCAAGAGGUGACACAUAAAGAUUUUCUAUUAGUUUAUUUGUCACCUAUAAACCGAAUUUUUGUUUCCAUCCUUCUCAGUGGUUAGCAGAGCAUGCUGGGGUUUGUAGUUCAACAACAUCACAAGAAGCUACCUCUAAUUUAUAGUCAUUUGCAAAUGGCGCUGUAACCUAUCGCAAACUCCUCUCGUUUGUAGGAUGUUGCGUGAUCUGUGCUUCAUUUAAUCAAACCAACAGAUUGUAUUCCACGUUCCCAAUUUGAAAGGUAAAUGUUGAGACACACAUGCCUGCUUGCCCUCACUUCAUGCACUUUUAGGGGUAUACAACUGGAAAGCAGAUAAUGUGAUUUUCUAUGUGCAUGUCCUGCGGGAAGGGCUGGCGCCCAACCCCAGGUGUAACAUGUUCUUAUUUUAUAUUGUACCCACUAAUCUGGGAUCUUUGCUGCCCUACUGAGUGAAUGUGCUUGUGUAUGCAUUGGGGGAGGGGUGGUACGUAGGAGCCUUUUGUGUUAAUAUAUGAAACGGGGGUCUUUUAUCAAAUUGAGAGUUGUAAUAAUUUGAUUGCACAACUACUGGAAUAAACUUUUCUAGGGAAUCUCAGGAACCAAUGUA